This is a messenger RNA of Lactuca saligna, 396 nucleotides long. The record is from the annotation of a GenBank genome assembly. Lineage: Eukaryota; Viridiplantae; Streptophyta; Magnoliopsida; Asterales; Asteraceae.
AUGGAACCGGAUUCAUAUCUUGAAGAAAAGGUACCAACAACAGAACAAGUGAAUGCUUUGUCCAAAGAAUUACACGGUCGUGCCAUUAUCCCAGAUCAUGUGUAUAAAGCCAUCAAUGUAUUACCUAUAACAGCUCAUCCAAUGACUCAGUUUACAACUGGUGUCAUGGCUCUUCAGGUUAGCUUUUUCAUAUACUGGGAGCCAACAUUUGAGGACUCUCUUUCAUUGAUUGCUCAACCACCAGCUGGAUCUGCAUAUACAUACCGUAGGAUAUACAAAAAUGGAGAAGUUGUAUCAGCGGAUGACUCGUUAGAUUAUGGUGCAAAUUUUGCGUAUAUGCUUGGAAUUGAUAGUCCAGCCAUGCAAGAGCUUGAGGCUUUAUGUCACUAUCCAUAA